AUGGCGACUGAAUCCCAGAAAUAUCUCUCGACCAGAGGCGGUGACUACGGCCUUUCCUUCGAGACCGUUGUCUUGAAGGGACUCGCCGCGGACGGCGGCCUGUUCCUGCCCCAUGAGGUUCCAAUUGCAAAGGACUGGCGGAGUUGGGCAGACCUCUCCUACCAAGAGCUCGCCUUCCAAAUCCUCAGCCUCUAUAUCUCCCGCGCCGAGAUUCCCGCGGACGAUUUGAAAGCCAUCAUUGAUCGCAGCUACUCGACAUUCCGCGCAGACGAUAUUACACCCCUAGUACAUCUACAGGACGACAACAUUCACCUUCUUGAGCUAUUCCACGGCCCAAGCUGGUCAUUCAAGGAUUGUGCAUUGCAGUGUCUGGGUAACCUCUUUGAAUUUUUCCUGGUCCGCAAAAAUAAGGGGAAAACCGGGAAAGACCGCCACCAUCUGACCGUGGUCGGUGCCACAAGUGGUGAUACCGGAUCCGCAGCCAUCUACGGUCUUCGGGGCAAGAAGGAUGUCUCAGUUACCAUCUUGUACCCCAAGGGGCGUAUCAGCGCAAUCCAAGAGGCGCAAAUGACAACCUGUACAGACAGGAAUGUUCACAAUCUUACUGUCACGGGCACCUUUGACGAUUGCCAGGAUAUCGUCAAGGCUCUAUUUGGCGAUGCUGAUACAAACGCGGCCUUGAAGCUCGGUGCCGUCAAUUCGAUCAACUUCGCGAGAAUUCUCGCCCAGAUCGUCUUUUACUUCUUUGCCUACUUCCAGCUGGUCAAGAAAUCACCAUCGUUCAAGCUAGGAGACAAGGUCAAAUUCGUGACUCCUACUGGAAACUUUGGCAACAUCCUUGCGGGCUACUUUGCCUCUAAGAUGGGGUUGCCUGUGGAGAAGCUAGAAGUGGCGACCAACGAAAACGACAUCCUACAUCGUUUCUGGACGACUGGCCGAUAUGAAAAGAAUGACGACGCUUGCAAAGAGACCCACAGCCCGGCAAUGGACAUCUUAGUCUCUAGCAACUUUGAGAGACUCAUGUGGUUCCUCGCUAGAGAACAUGCCGCGAAGGGGGGCAUGGAUGAUCAAGCUAGCAAAAAACAAGCUGCUCAAGACGUCCUAGCCUGGUAUCAGUCCUUAAAAAGCACCGGCGGCUUCGGUCCCGUACCCAAGGACAUUUUGGACAACGGACGGUCAACCUUUGAGAGUGACCGCGUAAGCAAUGCAGAGACCAUCGAAACCAUCAAGUCGUGCUACCAAAAGACGAAAUACAUCCUUGAUCCCCAUUCGGCAGUCGCAGUUACCGCUGCCAACCGAUCGAUCGCUCGGGUUGGCUCGCAACAGCAUCAUAUCUCUCUGUCAACUGCCCACCCUGCGAAGUUCUCUGAUGUUGUGCAAAAGGCCCUAAAGGACGAACCCGGCUUCGAUUUCGACAAGCAGGUUCUUCCCGACGAGCUCAAAACUCUCCUAACAAUGGAAACACGCGUGACCGAGGUAGAGAACUCAUGGCAGAAGGUCAGGGAGAUCGUUAAGAGCCAGGCUGAAGAGGACAUGAAAGCUGAAAGCGCUUGA
Messenger RNA from Penicillium lagena, 1554 nucleotides. RefSeq names its product threonine synthase THR4. Gene Ontology annotation, molecular function: threonine synthase activity. The transcript is spliced from 5 exons. The record is from RefSeq and is a predicted model, not a curated record. Gene Ontology annotation, biological process: L-threonine biosynthetic process. NCBI's taxonomy places the organism in Eukaryota, Fungi, Ascomycota, Eurotiomycetes, Eurotiales, Aspergillaceae. Bases 1 to 1554 code for a protein of 517 amino acids.